This is a messenger RNA of Aspergillus japonicus CBS 114.51, 2160 nucleotides long. RefSeq names its product Zn(II)2Cys6 transcription factor. The record is from RefSeq and is a predicted model, not a curated record. Gene Ontology annotation, molecular function: zinc ion binding; sequence-specific DNA binding; DNA-binding transcription factor activity, RNA polymerase II-specific. The transcript has 4 exons. The coding region runs from base 40 to 2160 and encodes 706 amino acids. NCBI's taxonomy places the organism in Eukaryota, Fungi, Ascomycota, Eurotiomycetes, Eurotiales, Aspergillaceae. Gene Ontology annotation, biological process: DNA-templated transcription; positive regulation of transcription by RNA polymerase II.
UCUCAUUAGGCCAGACUACCUCUCCUUAUACUGCGCUCGAUGGACUCACCCAGGCGCGCGCGCAAUCGUGCCGCCUGUAGACGCUGCCAGCGUCGCAAGAUCCGCUGCGAUGGCAUCACCCCUACCUGUGGCGCAUGCCAGAAAUCGGGCGUCGCUUGCGUCAACGAUGGGAAGCAGGAAGUGCAUCGCUCGUACAUUGCGAAUAUGGAAAACAGGAUUAAGUGGCUGGAGUCGAUCGUCCGUGAAAAGUGCUCGAAUGUCGACCUGAGCAAUGGCCCAGAGCGGCACUCCGAGACCCUAGACGAGUCAAUCAUGGAAGAGAGCAUGCAGCAGAACCAUGCAUCUCCGCAAGAUUUACAGCAGGCUCCCAAUGAAUCGAGCCAAGCCACCCUGCCGACGCCCGAUCAGUCAAUGUCUCAAGCUACUGCUGUCGUGGCGGAGACAAGCGCAGCCGCCCUACCCACCCCCGACCAGUCGAUCUCGCAUCAUGCCCCAAUGCAGGACGAGCCACACCAAGCCCACGAGAUCGGACUGGUGUCCCUCUCCCGGGGGAGUGAUCCCCGUUACAUCGGCCCUUCGAGUGGGUACUUCUUCGCCAAGCGCAUCUUCUCGAACACAGGGUGGCGCGGUAGGCAGGAAUCCACUGCCAGCGGCAAUCUAUCCCACCUGCCCGUCGAGUUGCUGAACCCACCAGCCCCGCUGCCACCAGAGAAGGAGGUCGCUGUCGAGCUCUCAACCACCUACUUCCGAACCGUCCAUCUCCUGUACCCAUUCCUACACGAGCAGCGCCACCUGGAGCUGCUGAAUGACGUGUACAGCGCUCCGGAGGAAAACCCAACCAGCACGUUUCAGGUGUAUAUGGUUCUAGCGAUCGCGUCACUGAACCUUUCCCGCCAAUGCAAGCUCCAGCUCCCGGUGGAAGGCUACUACGCGUCGGCCAUGAAGUACGUGGACUACGUUUGCCACGAUGGGUCAAUGGCCGCGCUACAGUGCUUGUUGCUGCUCAUGGUCUACGCUUUGUAUAACCCCUCUUGCAACGUCAACAUCUGGAAUCUGAACUACCAGUGCCUGGCGAGCGUGAUAGACUUGGGGUUACAACGCGAUGUUCGCGCGUCUCCGUCUUACCAGAUUUCGCUGUUCACCCAAGAGAUGCGGACACGGGUGUUCUGGGUGGCGUACACAUUUGACCGCACAGUCUGCACCAUGAUGGGUCGUCCAAUCGGACUCAGGGACGAAGCGUGUGAAAUACGGUUCCCCCUGGACAUACCCGACAGCAACCUCAUGAAUCGCACCGCCAACCAGCCCAUAUCGCUGGAAGCGCCCUCCCACAUGUCCUACUCAAUCCACCUUUUCAAACUGGCGCAGCUCAAUUCCGAGAUCAAAUACGUCAUGCACAGCAUCUGCCGCGACGCGCCCGCCUACGCAUACCCGCCCGUGAAGGACAUCUUCGCCUGGCAGCGGGACAUGAUACGAUCCCUGCAGGAGUGGCAGUCCGCCGUGCCGCAGCCCCCACGGGACCAAGACACCGGGAUGACCGCGUACUGCCACGCCAAGUACCACGAGACGAUGGUGCUCCUCCUGCGGCCCAGCCCGGCGAUCCCCGCGCCCGCCCCGGAGAUGCUGGAUCUGUGCGUCCAGCACGCCUUCAUGCUGCUGCAGUGCUUCGGCGAUCUGUACGACGCCGGCCGACUGCUGUACAGCCGGCUGGCCGUGCACGCCGUCUUCCUGGGGACGCUCGUCCUCCUGCACGGGAUCUGGAAGGUGCCGGAGACGGCGACGCGGUUCCGCAUGGACGAACUGAUUCGCCGGCUCAACACCGCGCAGAGCAUCUUGAGCAGUAUCGGCGAGCACUGGGCGGAGGCCGCCAGCGCGCGGGACUGCAUCGCCCAGCUGUCCAACGUGACAGUGCAGCGGCUGCUCAAGAGCCAGGCCGGCCCCGGCGAGACCGCGUCGUCGCCGGUGCGCCAUCGCCUGCGGGACCCUGGCGUCCUGGCGGCCCAGCUGCAGCAUGUUGACCCGAGGAUUGCUCCGUCUCCGCCGUCGGAGUUUUUGAACCUGUUCGACGACCUGCUGCGGUGCGAUUUCCAGGGCUGGAGCGGGGUCUCGGAUCUAGAUGGGUUGAUUCGAGAGAUAUUCAGUAGCUCUCAGCAUGAGAGCUGA